UCUAUUCGUGAAACCCAAUUGAAAGUUAUUUGAAUCCGAAUUCCUUUCUGUUUUAUCAUAACUUUUGUUUUUUUGCCAUUUAAACAGCAAAAGAGAUUAAAAAAAAAUCAAAACCAGAAAAUAGUGAAGGAAAAUUUUCUCAUAUAUGAUGAAGAGAUUGGUUUCAGCUUAAUUAAUUUGAUACUCCUUAGAUUUUCUUGAAACGUGGUUGGAGAUCUUUUAGAAGCCACUCUGCAUCAGUCUUGUAGAACUCUUGUUGUUCCAUUCGUUCAUAGUACAGUUUCAGGCUGAUUGAAGUUAGAAGGAAGAGGAAAGGAAAAGAGAAUCAAUGGAAGUUGUAACAUUAGUAGUUGGAAAAGUAGCAGAUUACAUGGUGGUGCCUAUUGGACGUCAAGCGGGUUAUUUGAUAUUCUACAAUAGGAAUUUGAAGGAGUUAGCUAAUCAAGUUAAGGACCUCAAUGGUACAAGAGAAAGAAUAAUCCAUUCGGUGGAAGAAGAAAGGAGAAAUGGAAAAGAAAUUGAAAUAGAUGUGGUGAAUUGGUUGGAGGAAGUGAAGGAAGUAAUUGAAAAUGCAAAUCGACUUCAAGAAGAGUCUCUUCAUGCCAAUGUCAAGUGCUCAAAUUUUAUUUUGCGUCAACAACUAAGUCGGAAAGCCACAAAGAUUACAAAAGUUGUUGCUCAAGUACAAGGAAAAGGGAAGUUUGAUAGAGUUGGGUACCUUCCGAUAAUCGUAGAUGGAGUUUUUGAAACAAUAGAUGGUGAAAAUCAUGAGACAAGAAAGUUAUUUAAGGAGAAAGUUGUGAAUGCUCUAAAAGACUCUAAUUCUAGGAACAUUGGGGUGUAUGGGCUAGGCGGGGUGGGUAAGACCACUCUAGUGGAGGAAGUUGGUGAAAUAGCCAAACAACACAAAUUAUUCGAUGACGUUGUUAUUGCACAUGUAUCAAAAAAUCCAGACUUUAAAAUAAUUCAAGGGGAGAUUGCAGACUUGUUGCGUUUGCGGUUUGAUGAGGAGACUAUUGCUGGUAGAGCACAACGUCUAAGACAAAGAAUCAAGAUGGAGAAAAAUAUACUUAUCAUUCUAGAUGAUGUAUGGAACAUACUUGAUUUGAAGAAAGUGGGAAUUCCGUCAUAUAAUGAACAUAAUGGUUGCAAAUUGCUUAUAACUUGUAGAAAUCAAGAUGUGUUGUUGCAAAUGGACGUUCCAAAGGACUUCACUUUUAGACUUGAACUUCUAAGUGAAAUUGAGACAUGGAAUUUGUUUCAAUUUAUGGCUGGGGAUGUGGUUAAAGAUGUGAAAUUGAAAGAUAUAGCAAUCCAAGUUGCCAAAAAGUGUGCUGGUUUGCCUCUUAGCCUAGUGACUGUAGCGCGUGCAUUGAGAAAUAAGAGGGAUGUACAGUCUUGGAGGGAUGCACUUAGACAAUUACAAAGUAAUGAUCAUGGGGAGAUGGACGCAUUAACUUACUCUGCUUUGGAGUUGAGUUACGAGUCAUUGGAGAACGAUGAAAUGAAGGAAAUGUUCUUGCUUUUUGCUUUAAUGGUAGGUGUUGAUGUAGAGGGAUUUUUGAAUUUAGUAAUAGGUUUAAACAUAUUUAAGCAUAUUAAUACCAUUGAUGAUGCAAGAAACAGAAUUUACAACAUACUAGAAUCUUUGAAGGCGACUUGUCUAUUGCUUGAAGGUAGCAGUAAAACAAGUGGAGGAAAGAUCGAAAUGCAUGAUUUUGUUCGUGAUGUUGCUAUCUACAUAGCACGUAGGGAUAAACACGUAUUUAUAAGGAAAUCCCCAGAUGAAGCAAAAUGGCCAACACAUGAUACAUUAAAAAGGUGUUCACAGAUCAUCUUAUACGGGUGUCAUACUCACGAGCUUCCUCAAACGGUAGAUGCUCCGAACCUUAAGCUUUUCUUUUUAAAUAGUGGAGAUCGUUCUAUAGAAAUACCAGAAACCUUUUUUGAGGGGAUGACAAGCCUUAAAGUCCUAAGUUUAACAUGCUUCAACUUCUCUUCAUUGCCCAUUUCAUUCCGAUCCCUAACCAACCUUCACACUUUAAUUUUGGAUUUUUGCAUUUUGGAAAAUAUGGAUGCAAUAGAAGCUUUGACAAAUUUAGAAAUUCUUCACCUCUGGAAAUCAUCAAUGAUCAAGCUGCCAAGUGAAAUAGGGCGAUUGACUAAACUCAGAAUGCUUUAUUUGCACGAUUCGGGAAUAGAAGUAAUCCCACCCAACAUCAUAUCAAGAUUGACCAAAUUGGAGGAGUUAUACAUGGGAAAUACUAGUAUUAAUUGGGAAGAUGUGAAUUCAACCAAUGUUCAAAGCAAAAAUGCUAGUAUUGCUGAGCUUCGAAAAUUAUCUAACUUGACAGCUCUAGAAUUACAAAUUCGUGAGACAUGGAUGUUGCCAAGGGACAUGCAAUUGAUGUUUGAGAAGCUGACAAAAUAUAAAAUAGCUAUUGGAGAUGUAUGGGAAUGGUCUGACAUUAAGGAGGAUGGAAUCAUAAAAACAUUGAUGCUCAAACUUGGUGGUACCAACAUACAUUUAGAGCACGGAAUUAAAGCAUUAGAGCACGGAAUUAAAGCAUUGAUUAAAGGGGUUGAGAGUUUGUACUUGGAUGAAGUAGAGGGCAUUCAAAAUGUUCUUUAUCAACUUAAUGGGGAAGGGUUUCCAAUGUUGAAGCAUCUCCAUAUCCAAAACAAUGCAAACAUCAAGCACAUUGUUGACACUAAGGAAAUGAAUCAAAUCCAUGUUUCUUUUCUCAUGUUGGAAACACUAGUUAUUUAUAAUCUUAAAAACUUGGAGCAUAUUUGCCAUGGCCCACUUGCUAGUAAUUCUUUUGAAAGUCUUAGUGCUAUUAAAGUCAAAAAUUGCGUCCAGUUAAAAUAUCUUUUCUCCUUUACAAUGGUUAGAGGACUUUCCCAUCUUUCCGAGAUCCAAGUUUGUCAAUGCAAUUCUAUGAAGGAGAUAGUGCUGAGAGACAAUUACAGUGCAAGUGCAAAUAAUCAUGAUAUAACUGAUCAAAAUAUUGAGUUUCUUUCGUUGCGUUAUUUGACUUUGGAACAUUUGGAGACACUUAAUAAUUUCUUCUCUUAUGAGUUGACUUCUUCCAGAAGUAAGCAAAAAUAUCAAGCAUCAGAUUCCUAUGUUUCAAAACCAUUUUUCAGUGCUCAGGUUUCAUUUCCUAAUUUGGAUAUCCUUAAAUUGAGCUCUCUCAAUUUGAAUAAGAUUUGGGAUGACAAUCAUCAUUCUAUGUACAACUUGACUACAUUGAUUGUGGAGAAUUGUGGUGGGUUGAAGUACUUAUUCUCAGAUUCUGUAGUUGGAAGUUUUAUGAACCUCAAACACCUUGAAAUUAGUAAUUGUCCUUUGAUGGAGGAGAUAAUAGCUAAAGAUCAAGAGACAAAUAAUGGUAGUAAUAAUGCAUUGAAAGAGGAUGAUUUUUUAAAAUUAGAGAAAAUCAUAUUGAAGGACAUGGACAAUUUGAAGACAAUAUGGCACCCGCAAUUUGAAACAUUGAAGAUGUUGCAUGUAAGCAAUUGUAAGAAAAUUGUGGUGGUUUUUCCUUCUUCAAUGCAAAAAACGUAUAAUAAGAUAGAGUUAUUGGAGGUUACAAAUUGUGGUUUAGUGGAAGAGAUAUUUGAAUUGAAUUCUGAUGAAGAUAGUGGUGUAGAGGCUAUAACAAAUUUGAAAGAAGUUUACAUAGAUGGAUUAUCGAUGCUGAAAAAGAUAUGGAGUGGGGAUCCUCAAGGAAUUCUUAGCUUUCAAAAUCUAACAAAUAUACAAUUGAAUAAUUGUGUUUGCUUGGAGUAUCUAUUACCACUUUCUAUAGCCACUCGUUGCUCAGAUCUCAAAGAACUUCAUAUAAAGUCAUGUUGGAACAUGAAGGAAAUUGUUGCAGAGGAGAAAGAAUCUAAGCGUGCAACUCUCAAAUUUGAGUUUAAUCAAUUGAGUACUUUACUACUUUGGGACUUAUGUCAUCUCAAAGGUUUCUAUGCCGGAAAUCAUACCCUAACAUGUCCAUCUUUGAGAAAAAUUGAUGUUUACAAUUGUGCAAAAUUGACUUUGUACAAAAGUAUUCUAUCUACAUGUAGCUCCCAAACUAGUUUUCGAGAUGACAGAUUUUCAAUUUUAAAGCAACAACCACCUUUCAUUACGGAAGAGGUGAUUCCAAAUUUGGAGCAUUUGAGAUUUAAACAUGAGGAUGCUAACAUGAUAUUGCAAGCCCAACAUUCAAGUACUCUCUUCACCAAAUUAACAUUUCUUGGUUUGUCUAAUUAUAAGAAUGAAGAAGCUACAUUUCCUUAUUGGUUUCUCCAAAAUGUGCCAACUCUUGAGUCGCUAACUAUUGAUUGGAGUUUCUUCAAGAAGAUAUUCCAAGAUGAAGGAGAAGGACAAAUAAGUGAUACACGGCUCAAAACGUUGACAUUAAAUGGAUUACCUAAACUUCAAUAUAUAUGUGAAGAAGGGUCCCGAAUUGACCCAGUUCUUGAGUCCCUUGAAUACUUACAUCUUUAUAGUUGUUCUACAUUGACAAAUUUGUUGCCUUCUUCCGCCACACUUAAUCAUCUCACACAUCUGGGGAUAACAGAUUGCAAUGGGCUAAAAAGUUUAUUUAGAUCUCCUAUAGCUCAAAGUUUGGACAAGCUCACAACAUUGAAGAUAAAAUGUUGCAAUGCACUUGAAGAAAUAAUUGUUGGAGAAGAAAAUAUUGUUGACAUUGCAUUUGUUAGUUUAGAAAUAUUAAUGUUGGAAUGUUUGUCAAGCCUUAAUAAAUUUUGCUCUAGUAAAUGCUUCUUAAAGUUUCCAUUGUUGGAGGAAGUCAUUGUGAGGGAAUGUCCUCGCAUGAGGAUUUUUUCAGAUGGAAACACAAGUACACCAAAUCUUCGAAAAGUGAAAACUGCAGAAAACGACCAAGAACGAUUUUGGAAAGGAAACAUAAAUGAUACAAUAAACAACAUGUUUCUAGAUAAGGUUGCAUUUCGCCAAUUCAAAUAUUUAGCUUUAUCAGACUACCCUGAGCUAAAAAAUGUGUGGUAUGGCAAACUUGAUGAGAAUUUUGGAUUUAGCAAUUUGAAAUCUCUAGUGGUGGAAAAGUGUGAUUUCUUAUCAAAUGUGCUUUUUCCAUCAAAUGCAUUACAAGUCCUACAUAGAUUGGAAGAUUUGGAAGUAAGAAACUGUGAUUCUUUAGAAGCAUUGUUUGAUGUGAAAGGUAUGAAGUCUUCUAAAGAAAUAUUGAGCAGUCAAUUGAAAAGAUUGACUUUGUCUAGCUUGCCAAAACUGAAGCAAAUAUGGAGCACUGAUCCUUAUGAAAUUAUGAGCUUUGGAAACUUAUGGACGGUUAACAUUUCUAUAUGUCAAAGCUUGUUAUAUGUCUUUUCAUUGUCGUUAUGCAAAGAUCUUGGAAAUCUUAAAUUGCUUGAGUUAAACACUUGCGGAGUGAAAGAAAUUGUUGCAACGGAAGAUGAAGGAUCAAUGGAAAUUAACUUUAAUUUUCCUCAAUUGACUCAAAUGACAUUACGUCUUUUGACAAACCUUAAUAGUUUCUAUCGAAGAAAGCAUACUUUAGAGUGUCCUUUAUUGAAGGCUUUGAAUGUAUAUCGUUGUGAAAGAUUAAGAAUGUUUUCCUUGAAUUUUUUAGACCCAGUGGAUCACGAUGAAAGUCACAAUGAUAUGCUAUUUCAACAACCCUUGUUUUCUAUCGAAAAGUUAUGCUACAAGUUGGAGGAUUUCACAAUAAAUGCCACAGAUGCCUUUAGAAUGUUGAAUGCUUACUGUCAAGAAAAUAUCUUUUCCAAAAUACGACUUCUUCGUUUGCAAUGCUUCGAUGAAACUCCAACUAUUUUUCUGAAUGAUUUCCAUGCAAUAUUUCCUAAUCUUAAAACUCUUACAGUGCGAAAUAGUUCUUUUGAAGUAUUAUUCCCUGUUGCAAAAGGAAGUACAGUUAGCAAUCUCAAUAAGAAAAUUUCUAAGCAAAUAACAGAACUAUGGCUCUACGAAUUGGAAAAUAUCAAGUAUAUUUGGCAUGAAGAACUUCCACUAGACCAUCCUCUACUACAAGAUCUUGAAGGUUUAAUAGUCUGGAGUUGUCCAAGUUUGUUAAGUUUGGUACCAUCAUCAAUUGCUUUCACAUAUUUAACCUACUUGGAUGUGGACAAAUGCCAAGAGAUGAUUUAUUUGAUAACAUCCACAACAGCUAAAAGUCUAGUUCAACUCACAAGAUUAAAAAUAACUAAUUGUCACAAGAUUUUGGAUGUUGUGAUGAUUGAUGGUGAUGAAGACGACAUCAUUUUUGAAAAGUUGCAACACUUGGAGUUUACUUCUUUGUCAUGUUUGAGAAGCUUUUGCUAUGGGAAACAAACAUUCAUAUUUCCAUCUUUGGUACAUAUGAUUGUUAAAGGAUGUCCUCAAAUGAAGAUCUUUUCAUCAGGAUCUAUAGUGGCAUCAUACCUAAGAGAAAUUGAGGUGGAAGAUGGAAAUAUGACAUGGAGAGGUGAUCUUCAUACAACUAUUCAACAAAAUUUCAUUCAGCAGGAAGUCCCACGUUCUAAUAUGUUGAAUGAGACUAUUAUAUGCUCUUCACAUUUGCAAGAUGGUGAGACAAUUGCAGAUGAAGCAAUAGCUGACGAGGAAGAGACAGAGUAAUUAGCAUGACGAUAAUGCAGUGGAUUAUAGUUUAUUUUUUAUUGAUUGUCAACAUGUUAUUUUGAAAUUCAGCUAUGAUUGAUUAGUGUGAAAAUGAUUUAUAUUGAACUCUUUUGAUUUCGUUAUUUUUAUAUGUUUUUAAAUUGUGAUAUUGUUGGAUCUGUGUUGGUGACAACUGCUACAAGACUUUAAUAGUGAAGUUGUUGAUGAAGAUUAUAUGUAGCAAA
This is a messenger RNA of Cicer arietinum (chickpea), 6855 nucleotides long. RefSeq lists its product as uncharacterized. Gene Ontology annotation, molecular function: ADP binding; ATP hydrolysis activity. The record is from RefSeq and is a predicted model, not a curated record. NCBI's taxonomy places the organism in Eukaryota, Viridiplantae, Streptophyta, Magnoliopsida, Fabales, Fabaceae.